UAGGAGUAGAACGACUGUAGAAUUUAUGGUCCAUUCUCCUCUCUCUCUCUCUCUCUCUCAAAUGAAUACACGGUGCAUGCCUUGUUCUUUGUAUCCAGAUAUAAGUGCAUCAUGGAGAAGUAAUCAUAAGCAGAGCAUCACUCUAAGCUUCAAAUCCAGCAUCAUUCACCAUAAUGCUUGUGCCUACUGCCACCUGCAAGGGAAAAUUCCAUCAAAAAGUUGGAAAUUGCUCUCAGUUUGUAGAUCAAAGAAGACAUGGAGAUGUCUAUCAAAAUUGGGAGAGGAGCCCCCCAAUUUGUCCAAGAAAAAGGGAACUAUUGGUGGUGCAGUCGCUCUAAUUAUCGGGACCAGUAUUGGUUCUGGGAUACUUGCUCUUCCACAGAAAACUUCCCCCGCGGGGUUACUUCCAAGUUCAAUAACCAUGACAAUAUGCUGGGCUUUCCUUGUAAUCGAAGCACUUUUGCUAGUAGAAAUCAACGUCGGGCUUCUAAGAAAGAAGAAAAGGACAGUACAAGAAGAAGAGGAUGACCAGUUGGAAGUAAUCUCCCUCAGAACCAUGGCCCAAGAGACACUAGGAGAGUGGGGUGGAACUCUUGCUACUGUGACCUAUGUUUUCUUGGGCUACACUUCCUUGGUUGCAUACAGUUCCAAGUCUGGAGAGAUCAUUUAUCAUCUUAUCAAUCUUCCAGAGUCGUUUUCGGGCUUCUUCUUCACUGUCCUAUUUACUGUUCUGAUUUCAGUUGGAGGGACUCGAGCCACUGACCGAGUCAACCAGUGGCUCACGCUUUCCAUGAUAGGUUUGCUAGUUUCAAUUGAGGUUCUAGCCGUUGUGUUUGGAGGGUGGUCGGGACUGGAGGGAGGCGGUGACUGGGGAAAAGUUCCACCUACGAUUCCUGUGAUCAUAUUUUCUUUGGUCUAUCAUGAUCUAGCUCCUGUUCUAUGUGCUUAUUUGGAAGGUGAUUUGCGAAGGAUAAGGACUUCAGUUUUGCUUGGUAGUGUGGUGCCAUUGCUAGCAUUGCUUGUUUGGGAUGCAAUUGCACUUAGCCUAUCAUCCCAAUCCGAUCACCAAGUUGCUGAUCCUGUGGAAUUGUUGAUCAUGAGUGGGAGAUGGAACGGGGUUUCGUUCAUGGUAAAGGCCUUCUCUCUCCUGGCAGUUGGGACAUCAAUGAUAGGCACUCUCCUAGGAUUUUCAGAGUUCUUCAAGGAGCAACUUAAUAAUAUUUCACUGAAUUCUCCUUCAACGCAGCACUAUUGUGACAGACACCAGACCAUCUAUUCGUGUUACGAAAAUGGUGGGGAAGAAAUAAAGUUAGCUUCACUGCGACGGCCAUGGUCAUUGCUCCACCGCUCUUUGUAUCAACAGUAGUUCCAGAUGCAUUUUCUGCUGCAACUGACAUUGCUGUAAGUUUAUUUUCUGCGCUUGUAUGCAUGAGCUUUUUUCAUGGUGGGAGUGUGAGAUCGUGGGUAGAACACAACUACUUUUGAUUUGGAAAUACUUGAUUUUUUAUUUUUUUUUCUUCAUUAAUCUUUUUCUUUUACAUUUUUCAUGUUUUCGGAAAACAAAAGCUAGGAAAAACGCAAAAACACUUUUAAUCUCCAUUUGUUUUCAUUAUUUCGUGAAAAGAGUUACAAAAUUUUGAAAUUAAAACAUCUCUUUUGGUGCUUCUUGAAAAAUGGAAUUAAUAUGCUUCAAAAAAAAAUAAAAAAUUUGCCAACUAGUAUUAAUGUGUAUUUCAAAAGUAAUACGAGAAAAUGGAUACACGAAGAAGGAAAACUGGGCAAAAGCCGAAAAGGAACAACGAGACACAGAAGCUCCUUUCUGAUGUUAUUUCGAAGAUACUACAAGUCUACAAGCCAUGAAGGAAAAUGUGAAACAGGGUGGCUAUUGUAUGACAAUGUUAUAUGGAGUUCUUCCACCGGCGAUGGCCUGGGCAGCUAUGACUAACAGAGAAAAUGAGGAGAAGAAAACAGACCAGAAGGCGAUAUCAACCACAAGGCCUGCGCUCCUCGGGGUAGGGCUAUUCGCGUGUGGGAUCAUUUUGGAGCAAAUCUUUCACGAUCUCUCAAUGUUGCAUUUCUAAGGUAGUUCAGACGGAGCAUGACUACUUUAAUGUUACUGUUUUUCUUUUUUUGGUGGAAUCUGGAAUGUGGCAAGAUUCGAACCCCUGAUUUGCUAACAGUUGUGGAGGGCCGUUUUAUAGUGAGAGAAAUAGAAUGAGUAAUGCAUUGCACUAGCAUAA
Rhododendron vialii is the source of this 2240-nucleotide messenger RNA. RefSeq lists its product as uncharacterized. The transcript is spliced from 7 exons. Gene Ontology annotation, biological process: amino acid transmembrane transport. Bases 26 to 1366 code for a protein of 446 amino acids. The record is from RefSeq and is a predicted model, not a curated record. Lineage: Eukaryota; Viridiplantae; Streptophyta; Magnoliopsida; Ericales; Ericaceae.